UAAAUAAAAGUUGUGGCAGAUUGUUACUUAAGAUAAACCAUUGCAGGCAAUACCUUGUGUUCUCCAGGCGUGUUGGUUAACGCAGUGGAAACAGGAUUCGGAUACAACCGAUUUUGCUAAAAACAACAAUGAACAGCCUACUCCAUGAAUAAAUUCGUGCAAGUUAGCCUGCUAAAUAGUUAGCUUUCCAAGUUUCUCAGCAAGUUAGCUGGCCUGGCUAACUGUUACUACGAUUUCUUCGAGCAUUUUUUCACGAGUUUGCUCAUACUUAGUAUCAGUUUGCUAGCGUUACGCGUUUCCUCAACUAACGUUAAUGUUAACAACCCUUUUCUUAUUACAAGCAAAUCUACUUCUUAUAUAUAGCGUCACAUAAUUUGAAUUGACAGAAAUUUGCUAUGAUUGCAUACUUCAACAUAUGAGUUAUUCCAGUUUUGGUUGAUAGCAUUGGGCUAAGUGCCAGAUAAUAUCAGUUUUAUUAACACUCGGAUGAAAGUGUAUCGCUGACUAGAUAGAUGACUAAGAUAAUAGAGCAAGUGAAAUAUAGCUGUAUAAGUUAGAUUAUUUUAAGUAACAUGUAUUAACCUUAGCUGGCAACAAAACAGACGUGUAACAGUUAAAGUUAAGGUUACCUUCCCCUACACGCUAACGUUAGCUGGCACCUAGUUAGCUUUCUAUCGAGUUGGAUGCCUUGGUCUGCUGGAAACCUAGCAAUGAAAUUUGGGGAGUUACCUCAGCCAAAGCGUCUUACGAGGGAAGCAAUGCGCAAUUAUUUGAAGGAGCGGGGUGAUCAGACGGUGCUCAUAUUGCAUGCUAAAGUUGCACAGAAAUCAUAUGGAAACGAAAAAAGGUUCUUCUGCCCGCCUCCGUGUGUGUACUUGAUGGGUUGUGGCUGGAAGAAGAAGAAGGAGCUGAUGGAGAGGGAGGGUUGCUCAGAACAGGAGUCACAGCCUUGUGCCUUUAUUGGCAUCGGCAACAGUGAGCAGGAGAUGCAGCAACUCAACUUAGAGGGGAAGAACUUCUGCACUGCAAAAACUCUGUAUAUAUCGGACUCUGACAAGAGGAAACACUUUAUGCUUUCGGUGAAAAUGUUCUAUGGGAACAGCGCGGAUAUUGGGGUUUUCCUCAGCAAGAGAAUCAAGGUCAUCUCCAAACCCUCAAAGAAGAAGCAGUCCCUGAAGAACGCAGACUUGUGCAUUGCGUCUGGGACCAAAGUAGCGCUGUUCAACCGCCUCCGCUCUCAAACAGUCAGCACACGUUACCUGCAUGUGGAGGGAGGCAACUUCCAUGCCAGCUCACAGCAGUGGGGAGCCUUCUACAUCCACCUCUUGGAUGAUGAAGAGUCCGAGGGGGAGGAGUUCACCGUGAGGGAUGGCUACAUCCACUAUGGUCAGACGGUGAAGCUGGUGUGCUCAGUCACUGGCAUGGCUUUACCGCGGCUGGUUAUCCGUAAAGUGGACAAACAGACGGCCCUGAUGGACGCGGACGACCCAGUGUCGCAGCUGCAUAAGUGUGCUUUCUACCUGAAGGACACCGAGAGGAUGUACCUGUGUCUUUCCCAGGAGCGCAUCAUUCAGUUCCAGGCAACCCCUUGCCCCAAAGAGACAAACAAAGAAAUGAUCAACGAUGGAGCGUCAUGGACAAUCAUCAGCACAGACAAAGCCGAGUACACCUUCUAUGAAGGCAUGGGCCCCGUGCCUACAUCAGUGACCCCCGUGCCUGUGGUGGAGAGCCUACAGCUGAAUGGCGGGGGAGAUGUUGCCAUGCUAGAGCUGACGGGUCAGAACUUCACCCCCCACCUGCGUGUGUGGUUUGGGGACGUUGAGGCUGACACUAUGUACAGGUGUGGCGAGAGUGUGCUUUGCGUAGUGCCUGACAUCUCUGCGUUCCGCGAGGGCUGGCGGUGGGUGCGGCAGCCGGUCCAGGUGCCUGUGACGCUGGUGCGCAACGACGGCAUCAUCUACUCCACGGCUCUGACCUUCACCUACACGCCCGAGCCGGGCCCUCGGCCCCACUGCGGCGCCGCCGGGGCCAUCCUGAGGACCUCGUCUUCCUCACCCUCCUCUUCCUCCUCGUCAUCUUCCUCAUCCACAGCAGGCCUUAUGCUGCCCUCCAGUACAGACAGCCAGGCAGGCUUCGGCACGGGCAGUGUCUCCUCGUCCUCCUCGGCUAUGUCUGUGUCCUAACGCUUGCGCUGGAGAGCUGUGUGUGUGUGUGUGUGUGUGUGUGUGUGUGUGGGAGGGGGGGUGUAUGUAUGUAAAUGUGUGUGCGCACUAAUGGGAGAGGCAAGGGGGACGCAUUUAUCAAAACAUCAUAACAUCAAAACUGAAAAAAAAACCUGAGAGCUUUCAGCCUCCACCUCAAACGGUUUCAUCACACAAGGCCUUAAGACAUACCUACUUGAUGCUGAGAGCUCUGAACAGACUGUAUUUCUAGUCAGAGGUCUGGAACUGGUGAUGCAAGAGGUGCCCUGAGAACUGUUAAAGAGAAACAGAUUUUUAUGGACCAAGCAAUACUAUUGUUAUUAUUGUUGUUAUUUUUAUUGAUAUUAUUAUAUAUUUUAUAAGCUUUAGCUAAGGUACAUUUUCAUCCAUCCUCUGUUUUUUUAUAACCAGUAGUAAUACUUUGUUACCAUUUUUUUUGUUUGUUGCAUUUUUAUAAUAUCGGUCGGGACCUUGACCUCAGAAGGCUUCAUAGCAGAAUGGGACAUUGGUUUCAGCUGCCUGCAUUCGUUUAGGCGAGACGGCCCAGUCCCUUUGGCCUUUUUGCCAGAUCUUUUUAUUUUUAUUUUUUUUUUAUUUUUACAGCGUGUACAUUUUUUUCCCACUGGUUUUGUUUGAAACCGGGAUGUUCUUAAUGUGCAUUAAGGAUGUGAGGGCCCGUGGUUCCUGUCCUGUGUGUUUGAAAACAUGAAGUCUCGACACAUGAAAGCUUUAACAGUUGCUGUAGAUCCUUGGACAGACAAACGAUUGAUUUGUAAAACACAAACUGUUGGCUUCUUGACCACAUCCAGUCUGUUAUAUCACGUGUGCCUUUUAGGACUGUUAUGGCGGGAAGUCAAGACUUAAAUGAUAUAUACAGGUGUCAGUAGGUCGUAGGUGUCAGUUAAGACGUUAAUCUUUAUGACUCAGAUACUCAAAUCAACCACUACGUCCAGUAUAUAUACAACUAAUUUCUACCCCAGGGGUAGUGUAUUCAUAUUGGGGUGUACACUACAAUUUGUGCCCUAUCAAACAUACAGUGAGUGACCCUAUCAAAUGUAUUGUGUGCUUUCUGAAGAGGCGUGCACUUAUUUGACUGCCUUAGUUCAAAAUGCCCUUGUCAUGACUUCCUCGGCCGUGUACGUAAUGCGUGGAGAAGAAACCUUGGUGACAGGACAGUUUCUUACGUUUUGUAUUCCGUGUUGUUGACCAGUUCCGGUUCUGGUAUCCUUACACACAUACAAAUAUGCCAGUAUGCUGUGCACAUGUAUGCUCAUUCUACAGGUCAAAUUUUAAGUGUCAGUAUUUUUCUUCCAAAGGGCUCACCCUAUGUUGUUCUAUCUGUUUGAUAAGCACAUAUCUGAAAUGUCUCUAUUGGACGUUUCUCUAGGAGGCCUGUAUCAAAAAUAUAUUGUAGGUCUUAAGAGUUACUUUAGGUAUUGUGUGCCUAGAUGGGUGGAAAAUUAAUUUUCUUAACCAGUAUCAACCAGUUUUGUUAUCAAAUUAUGUAUUGUAUUGAUGCUCACAGUUCCCUGUUUAAUCAGAAGAUCUAGUCCACAUGUUCAUAACUGUUUCACAUGUUCCAACCCUGCCAAGUUCUAGCUUUGAAUGAACGAGAUGCAUAUGUGACUACAGCAUUGGUGCCUCUCUCCUUUUUUGCCUUCUGUGGCUGUAUUUCUUGGACUGUAACCUCAGUGCCCAAUCGUGAAGAAAUCCCUGUUCUGUUUCUGAGACAUAUUUCUUACCUUUCCCACACAAAAAUAAUACUAAAAAAAUUAAAUGUACUUGUACAAAUCAUCACCUUCAACGAAAGAAAGAAAAUGAGUCUUGGGCAGCCAUUACAGCUCAUAGUGCCUUGGAAUGACAAGGUUUUGCCAAAUUCUUGCGAGCCCUGGAAUUUACCCUCAGACAGCUGCGGGGUGCUGGUGUAUUUUUGCCUUUGUCAACAAUAAUAAUGGUGCUUUUUGAAGAUGUUAAAGGGCCAGUCUGUCACUAUGGGAAUGGAUCACUAAAUACUGUAAAAAUAAGAAA
Messenger RNA from Sardina pilchardus (European sardine), 4229 nucleotides. It is a transcript of the gene rbpja, whose product is annotated as recombination signal binding protein for immunoglobulin kappa J region a. Gene Ontology annotation, biological process: regulation of transcription by RNA polymerase II; Notch signaling pathway. Gene Ontology annotation, molecular function: DNA-binding transcription activator activity, RNA polymerase II-specific; RNA polymerase II cis-regulatory region sequence-specific DNA binding. Gene Ontology annotation, cellular component: MAML1-RBP-Jkappa- ICN1 complex; nucleus. NCBI's taxonomy places the organism in Eukaryota, Metazoa, Chordata, Actinopteri, Clupeiformes, Clupeidae. The record is from RefSeq and is a predicted model, not a curated record. The transcript has 11 exons. The coding region runs from base 684 to 2183 and encodes 499 amino acids.